AUGACUGUCCCCAAUUCUUGUUUCUGUCUGUCGCCGACCAGCAGCUGUCUCAUUUCAUUCACCCCCACGCUCUGCAAGAUGGCCGCCGCAAUCAAGGCAAUCAAUGCAAAGAUCCGGUCCAACAAGGUCGCCGACUAUGUUUGCUCAACACACUUCUGGGGCCCCGUCUCCAACUUCGGUAUCCCCGUUGCGGCGGUGAUGGAUACACAGAAGGACCCUGAAAUCAUCUCCGGCCAAAUGACCGGCGCCCUGGUCAUCUACUCCGCAACCUUCAUGCGCUACGCCCUCGCCGUCUCUCCUAAGAACUACCUUCUCUUCGCUUGCCACGCCAUCAACUUCUCCGCUCAGUGUACCCAGGGAUACCGUUAUCUGAACUACUGGAAGUGGGGAGGCCGUGAAGCUAAACUUGCCGCGGAGGGAGCGCAGCAGGGUAAGACGGCUACUGAGGCUGGUGCGUAA
Messenger RNA from Aspergillus calidoustus, 459 nucleotides. NCBI's taxonomy places the organism in Eukaryota, Fungi, Ascomycota, Eurotiomycetes, Eurotiales, Aspergillaceae. The record is from the annotation of a GenBank genome assembly.